AUGGAAAGCGGUGCAAUUUGUGAUUCCCAGAUCACCGCUUCCUCAGUGCGUGAUGAUCAACAUGCCGCACCGAAUGCUAGAUUACAUUUCAAAGGAUCCAAAAACCCGGUUAGACAUGGUGGCUGGGUAGCUAGAGUGAAAAACAUCAACCAAUGGCUGCAAGUGGAUCUUCAGCAUGUCACAAGGGUAACAGGCAUAGCGACGCAGGGGAAACGUGAAUCAAAGCAGUGGGUUACUAAAUACAAGCUACAAUAUGGCGAUGAUGGACAAACUUUUAGAGUCUACAAGCGAAACGAAGACGUAUCAGACACGGUAUGAAGAAAUAUGCUUAAUUGGACAAACCUUUUUGCGGAGAAAAAGUCCUCAUGAGGAACAGAACCUUUUUGUAUUCUGCAUUCUGAUCCUUUUCCACUGAGCCACAAAGCAUUUACACUAGGCUGGGCCAUAUACUCUCUGUCAUUGAACCUACAGAAAAGCAUUCCCGAAAGUUAUUGGGUAAGAGUAACUCGUAGUGUAAAAAGAAAAAAACUUACACUCGUUAAUUUUACGACCAAAUUUAUUCUACUCAGGUUUUCCAAGGAAACAAGGACAGAGACACAGUAGUUUACCACGAUCUUAAACCGCUCAUUUAUGUUCGCUAUGUUCGAGUUCUUCCGAUGGACUGGAAUUGGGCGAUCGCUAUGAGGAUUGAACUUUAUUCUUGUUAA
Molecule: messenger RNA, 707 nt
Organism: Pocillopora meandrina
Lineage: Eukaryota; Metazoa; Cnidaria; Anthozoa; Scleractinia; Pocilloporidae
Source: the annotation of a GenBank genome assembly